ACAUUGGUCGUUUCCGCCGUGUAGCCCGCGUUGGUUGUUUCUAAAGAGUCAAUCGGAGUUAAGGCAGACUGUUGUCCACAGUCUGUGGUCAGGAGAACGUUUCUAAGUCAGUAUUCAGUUCUUAGUUAUUCAGCUGGCGGUGACUUUAAUAUCCAGUUUGUAAAAUUGGGCUUUUAAUUGUAAGCCAAAGCGUCUAAGUGGCUCAUAUGAGUCGCAGAGAAGUUAGCUAACGUUAGAAGUCAAGACACGUGGCGUCAUGAAGCAGCUGCCACCAGACACUGUGCGGCUGCUGUCCAGCUCCCAGGUCAUUACCUCAGUGGUGAAUGUUGUCAAAGAACUGAUGGAAAACUCCAUGGAUGCUGGAGCUUCAAGCAUUGACGUUAAACUGGAGAACUAUGGUUUGGAUCGGAUAGAGGUACGUGACAACGGCUAUGGAAUCAAAGCUGCAGAUACCCCUGUGAUGGCUGUGAGACAUUUUACUUCAAAGAUCUGUAGCCAUGAGGACCUGGAACAUCUGGAAACAUAUGGUUUCAGAGGAGAAGCGCUGGGGUCCAUCUGUGCUGUGGCCGAGGUGGCUGUCACCACAAAGACAGAGGAGGAUGACAUCAGCACACAGUAUGCACUGAACUUCACAGGGAAGAUUGUCUCUCAGAAGCCGUCUCAUUUAGGCCAAGGAACAACAGUGAGUGUACUAAAGCUUUUCAAGAAUCUUCCAGUGAGAAGGCAGUACUACUCCACUACCAAGAAGUGCAAGGAGGAACUGAAGAAAGUACAGGACCUGCUGAUGGCAUAUGCCAUUAUAAAACCUGACUUGAGACUCAUGCUUGUUCACAAUAAGGUGGUGGUUUGGCAGAAGGCCAAGGUGGCCGAUCAUAGAAGUGCCCUCCUCGCUACACUGGGGCCAAGUGUUGCUGCCAACCUGCUCCCUUGCCACCAUCACCAGGAGCAACCAGAGCUUUUUUUAGAUGGCUUUUUACCAAAGCCCGGAGCAGAUUACUCCUCUACAAGCUCAUCUAGUUCUGAAAAAACAUUUCUAUUUGUCAACAACCGGCCUGUCCACCAUAAAGAUAUCAUGAAGUUGUUGCGUCAACACUACAUUGCUCAGUAUCCGGAUGACUCAAGCAGAAAUCGUUUUCCCAUUCUCAUGCUUAAAAUCACAGUUUCACCCUCCUCAAUUGAUGUGAACCUGACACCGGACAAGACCCAGAUUCUUCUCCAUAACAAGGAGGCUGUGCUCACUGCAGUAGAGUCAUUGCUUGUUUCACUCUAUGGCUGUACUGACCCCCCAGCUGAGAAGGAGCUUGGCCAUGAGACAUAUGCCACGCCAUCUAGUCCUUUGCAGACUGAUGCUUCACAAGUGGUCAGCGAGCAAAGUGUGGAAAGGGAUGAGAGUCUCGCCAAUCACAGUGAUAAUUUCCUUAAAGAUGCGCCUAAACACCAUGCCACAGCCCUGUCAACGGCAAUAAGCACCAAUGCUUCACUGGGCCGCCAGAUGUCAAACAGCAGCUCUUCUUCUUCUGUAGCAGAGGACUGGAUUGUCAACCAGAUCCCAGUCCAACUUGAGUCUAACUUUUCUCUUUAUGAUGAUGAAAUGGCUCCGAGCUGCACUCGGGCAACAGAAACCGAUUCAGCCAGCAAAUCCCCAAAGAGAUGUAAGGACGAUGCAACAUCAGUUGCCGACACAAGCAAAGACCAGUUAGCAGCUGAGGACUGGAGCCGGGGGACGGCUCUGAUCGACCCAUUAUCAGGAGAACCCCUGCAGCCCAUCAAAAUCCAUCAACCCUCAAACCACAAUCAUUCUGACUCCGCUGAGGUCAAGAGUCAGAGCAGUUCAAACAAAAAGCUGCUCAAUGCCAUAACAGAGAAGCAGGCUACUCUGACAGCUUAUGAUUUGAUCAGCAACCAUGCCCUGAGGGCACCACUGUCUCCUGCUGCCCUCUUUGAGAAGAAGGCCAGAGCUGAAGUGCUUAAGGAAAAACCCACAGCCAGCCUGCAGGAUAUUAGUAUCACUGUUCACGAGAGGUGGAAAAAUCUGAGGGAGGAAGAUCGUAAGAAGUAUGAGGAGAAGGCAAAAAAACACUUGGAAAAACACGAACAAAGGACCAAGGUGGUCUCUGCUGAAGGCCCCAGAGAGCCAUGUGUGAGCACCCCAAGGAGCCAUGGGCAGGGCCAGAAACGCAAGGCCCCACCAUCCAACCAGCAGCUGCUGGACGAACUCUUCUCUGUGCAAGCCCAAAAGAAGACGAACCCCAUACCUAAGCCCUCAAAGCUCCUCCCCUGUAGCAUGGUUGCUCUUCGGCUUCAGCUUCAGCGCCUCUCAUCCCAGAGCAGUGUAGUGCCAAGUGACCUCCGUCUUGUAAACCGACUGGCCUCUCAGAGUGCCUGGGUUAUUUUAUGUGGUCAGAGGCUUAUGUUAUUGAACCCAUAUCGAGUGAAGGAAGCCAUGCUGUUUAAGAGACUUCUAGAGAAUAAUAUACUUCCAGCAGUGAGUCUGCAGAACCCUAUACAGUUAACAGAUGGACGUUUAGGGGGUGCUGAGUAUACAGAGGCCUUGUGCAACAUGGACAAACAUAGUCCUGAACCAAAUGGACAGGUCUUCUUCUCUGAUCCCAGACUUGUAGCGAAUGGGUUUAAAAUCAAACUCAUUCCAGGUCUCACAUCAGCCGAGAGACAUCUGGAAGUGACAGCAAUAGCAGACUGCGUGCCUUUCCUCGGUGUAGAGGACCUCAGGGAGAUCCUGACUGCCGUUCUUCGCAGGAAGGCCAGGACCUUGCAAGAGUGUCGACCACUUAAAGUCACAAACUAUCUACAAGGCGAAGCAGUACGACUUGCCCGUCAGCUUCCUACAAAUCUAUCCAGGGAAGAUGUGGAGGAGACCGUUUUGCAAAUGGAACAGCAGCUCGGUGAGAACAAGAGAACCUGCAUCCAUGGACGACCAUUUCUCCAGCACCUGUUUGACAUCCCUUCUACAGACCUGGAAGCUAAGGCUCUGCUGAGGCCUUUAGAGCUGUAACAAGUGGACACCUCAAUGAAAACACGCAACAGUGCAAUAUCGGUGAGGCAGCUGUGCCAUUUUCAUGCAGCUGAUUAUUCUCCGUGUCAACUACCUAAUUUUUUUUACAUUCUAAUCAAAUGAUGUUCAACCACAACAUACAAAUCAACACAUUUUUCCAUAGUAAAACUGAGCAGACUGUGUAGUGAUGAGACAUUUUAUGCCUUUUACCAGGUAUGGCUGGCCAAAGAUAACCACAUGUAGUUGACAGCCAAAGUAAAACUCCUGAGCCAUUUGCUACUGUUUGAAUUAUAUAUUGAAUGUUUUGGCUUUGCAGAUUGAUUCCUUCCAAACUUAGCGUUUUUUGGAUUAACAACAGCCAUUUUCAAACUGCAGACUGAUAGCUGACUCUAACUUCAUUUGAAAUCGUUAUUGGCAAGCUCCAAACCAGAGGUGUACACUGUGCCAGCAAGUACCCAUAAUUCUUUUCCCUCAUUUACUGCCAGCUGCUCAGCCUAUAGUUUUGAUAGAUAGUUGUAUAUUAUCCCUGCCUGCAUUAAAUGCACCAAAGAUUUGCAGUGCAGUUUCAACCACAAAGUUGAUCAAGUUGUUGUCACUGUGCUAGCUUGUAGUGGUGUCACUUCCUAAAGGCAUCAUUCUGGUGUUAAGUGUUGCUUGAGGUUUCCUGUGGGGAAACAAACUGAGCUAGGCUGUACCCAGCAAUGAAAAAGGAUGAGACUGGCAAAAGUAUAUAUUAUUUUAAUCAUUCAUAUAAUUUCCUAAUCACUUUUGAUAGACCUGAUGUAAUGAUUUGGUUGUGUCUCAAAAAGGGAUAUAAGUGAAGGAAAUUCAGUUUUGUCAACACAGAGGUAUUGUGUUCUGUGAUAGUCCCAUGAGAUUUUCUCUCAUCACCUUUUUAUAUGGACACUGGGAGAAGUGAAAUCUGAUCACUCAUGUUAUCAUAAUAUUAUAGUUGGGAUCCUGAAAGGUCAAACCACAGCACACGUCUCGUUUUACAUGCUGCAGGCCUAACACUGCAAAGCGCCUCUGGGAAUGAGUAAAUACUGGUGAGGACCCUUACCCCUUCUUGCACUCAUCGCCCCUCAGCUUUUUGCCCCUCACUCCUGCAUACACUCUGGUUUUAAACGUCUCAGUGUUGCUUAUAUCUAUUAAUGCUUACAGUAACAGAAUCUACAAUAUACAUGCUGCCUUUGGCACCCAAGAGGCAUAUCAGAGUAAUUGGGGAGGAUUAACUGAUGGCCAUCUUUAAAAACAUGUGACCACGCGGUUCAAAAGGUCAGCAAGUACUUUUUUGCCAGCAGCCUUUUAAACCAUUUGUCGCAUUCUUUUUUUGUUUAUUGUUGUUUUACAUUUUGUGCAACAAAUUGUGUUUGCUAAUGAUUAACCCAUCAUAAAAAAUGGGGGGGAAAGGAACCGUUUGGGAAUGCAUGCAAAAUGUUGACUAUCAAAACCUUGAUAUGAGAGUACUCAUUUCACAUGGCGUCAUCCAGAUAGGUGUCUGUUCUCCGAUUACUUCACUAAUGUGCAGCGCUACUGCUUCUCAGGUUGUGAUCAGCAGUCAGGGCAACUGUACACCGCUCUCACAACCAAGAAGUAACCAUGCACUUUUAACAAAGUCAUCUCAUCAGAAAUAAAAUGACAUGAACUAUAAUAAGCCUCUUUUUGGAACUGCUGCAAGAAGAAGUCACGUAGAGUACCCGGCUACACCGGUUACAAGCACCAUCUGCUUCCGUUUAGAAAUAUGACACUAUGCGUGGAGAAAGACAACAUUUUUAUGUCCCUUUUAUGGGAAUUCAGGAAUACAUAAAUUUGUCACUUUUUUAAAUAUGUCAUUAAAUACAAAAAGAACAUCUCUAUUUAAAAACAGUAAAUCAUCACGAUGUUGUUAAAUUAAAACUAUUAUUCACUAAAGAAGUGCCGCCUUAAAAUCAGGCAUCAUUUUGCCUAAAAUGCCCACAAAAGGCACUCAGUAUGCUACAUUGGAAGUGGUUGGAUUUGUCACACAUCAUAUAUAUGUAAUAAUAUGUAGUAAUGUAUGUAAUAAUUCAUUUCAGGAAUGCUGGUCUUAAACCCAGAACAUCCCGAUGCUACAUGUAGCGCUGCCUAAUUUUUGAGAAUGAAUCAUACAGAUCUCCAUAUAAAACUUUAUUAAAAAGUGAGAAAUUUCCUUUCCAAUGCAAUAUGUAAGGGUAAUAAAACUGAUAAAUAAAUAGAAGGGCUGUGGGAUUGACUCUGCCCUGAAAAUAACUUGAAGGAUAAGGUUGGUCUGUUUCUCUGUUCACACUCCCCAUACAGAGACUAAAACCAGCAAUGAAUUGAUUGUUCUCACUGUUAAUGUCUGUUAGUCCUGAAUUAGCUUACUCGUCUGGGCCAUAGGCCUCCACUGUUGUUCAAAAAUGAUUAAAAACACAUCAGAGAAACACAAUGCUGCACUAGGUGACAUGUUCCCUCAUUCCGACCCUAAUAUUUGUUAAAAAUAUCCUGAGGUCUUGUGCAUGAACAUUUGAAUUUGACUCUUACUUCAGAGGUUGUAAAAAGUUAUGGCCGUUCGGAGCCUUUGGGACGACAUUUUUUCAUAACAGACAUUUACCGUGAGUAGGGGCAAAUCAUCAACAGGUCCUCCAACCUAUAGGACCCUAAUGAUCAUUUGUCCCUUCCCCCUGAUGGCGUCUCAUUAAAUAUCAUCCCUGCAGUCACAGGAAGAAUUGCAGCAAUUCUGCCAACAUUAAUGUCAAUGUACGUCACACUGCCAAGCUUUAUGGACCUUUGUCAUCAUGGAAACAGCCAUAAACAUGAUGACUAGCUAGCAGCAAGCUACUGGAAUUCUGUCAUCUUAAACUCAUAAACAUGAUAUUACAAUUAUGAGACUGUCAUUGUUUCAUUGCUGCACAAAAACUACUUGGGUAGGUUUAGGGAAAGGCUACUUGGUCACAUAUAGCAAAAGCAUGUUGUUACAUUUAGGAACAAAAACUCUUGAGAAAUACAAGCUAAUAAUAGAAUUGAGCUCUGCUCUCCAGAGGGAAGCUCCUCUGUCCUGUGUACCUUAAGGUGUUUGCUUUUUUUAUUUAUUUAAAAAACUUGCCAUUAAAGAAUGUUUGAAUCAGAUGAAAACAAAGCUCUUGAAAUCUGUCACCAAACAUCAAAGAAGGACUUAAUCAAGCAUCUUAAAACUUAUAAUCAUACCAUGAUCCAAACAGAAGCGCCUAUAAAAUCUUUCUUGUAUGUAAGCUUAUAUGUUUUAGCUGGUAAUUGGAUGUGUGCCUUGCUGUGACAGAGCACUGUGGCAACCACUGAAGAGCCACUUAGUUUUUAUGGCCUUCAGACUCAGGCUAAUGUGACAAGUUUUAAAAAUAUCCACAGGUUCUCAACUGCUGGAGAACUUAAAGCCACACCACAUUUAAUUUCAUGGGUCAUGGGCACCCACAGUAGGGCCACCAAGUCUGCUCUUUUUAAUUUUUAAGCAGUAAUUCCCAUAUCAAAUUUCAAAUUAUACUCCAAGACACGAAUGAUAGAUUUUAGGUAUUUAAAGAGAAGUGGAUGUUUGGGUUAUCAGGAAGGCGACAAGUGGAGGAAAUAUUUCAUGAUGCUCAGCUCAAGGAGUAUCUUCUUUCAAGGAAUAUUUGCACCUGAUACUACCUGGAAGUUCAUGCGAUGUUUUCGGCUUCAAAGGGAAUGGUGAUGGUCAUUUUUUUCAAAUAAAUAUGCCAUAAACAUAUUGACAUGUAAAACAUUUUUAAAACUUGGAUUUCCUUCCAUACCAAUAAAUGUCAAGCUUGUGGAUUUAUCCACUAAGGCCUGCUACCCGCAGGACUGUCAACUCAGCUUCUUAUAAAAUUAACUGUGCACUGUAAUCUGUAAAAAUGUGUCAUAAAUGUUGUGUCUGAGAUGUUAGAAUCUCUCCAGUUCUCUUGACACAUACCUGAUACUACUCUUCAUCCAUCUGUGUUAAGAGCAUAGGCACAUCGUUGAGAGACAGGAGGUUUCCAUAAUCUGCCCUUCCUUAAUCUCCCUAGAGGAACAUCUAUUCUUCAUCACUGUCAACUCACUGUUCCCAGUGAGACAAUGCUUGGCUGCCUUGGACCUUGGAUGGCUUGGGGCCACAUUUUUUGCUCAUCACCUAACCCCUCCUCCCAAACAAACACUGAGGAAUUUUGUAAACAUAUCUGGAGUGAACACCGAACGUGUCCUCUCUCCAAACUUCCAGUAGCUUUACAAAGUCAUUAAUCAUGUGAUGGCUUCCCAGAGGUGACUGUCAAUUUUAGGGUAGGAAUAGUGAUUCCUCAUCCCUAAGUGAAAAAGCAAGCAGAGUGCAGACGGAAAGGUUAAAUCACUGAAGAAGUGAAGACAGUUAGCAUUCAGCAGCUGCUCCAUCUGGCCCUUAUCUUGUCCCAGACUGAUUUUAUUGCUUUUCAUUGCUUUCUGUUGACCCAAGAGGGAUUUUCACAAACAACCUGUCAAUCUGGACUGAAGUGAUCAUCAUCUGCUAGUUGUUUAAGUGAUUACAAAGUGGAUGUUAAACAUCAUGUCCUCGAUUAAGUGACUUCCCAGGGGCACAGCUGGUCAGAUAGACCCUAGAUGCUCUGUACGACUCUGACCAGUGUUUUUUUUAACAUGGAAUAGGACGACACAGUUUCAGUUAUUGAUCUUACAUUAGUGGCAAAACACUAAUAUGCUAUCAAUUCUUCUAUUUGUAAAUAUUCUGUAAAAAUCAAGCAACGCUGUUUUCUUUUAAAGAAUUGCAUAACUAAUUUAAUGAGUUUACAUUUCCCUGAUAACAGACAGAGGAUCUGGUUUUACAAAAGGUUGUUUCUAAAAUGUCAUUUUGCAUCUAAUAGUGGUUUCAACAGUCUGUAAUGCAAAGUAAUAAGAUGUAAUCUUUUUAGGCAAAAUGUAUGAGUGACUGAAAAGCCUUCAUGUUUAAAUCAAUACUACAAUACUAGGUAUUAUCUUUAAACCGUCAUGGUAGCCCCCGCAGAAGGCAAAAUGUUAAGGCCAGGAGAAAACAUGAAUAAACUGAUAUGGUGCCCUGUGGGGUUGUUCUGCCCCAACUACUCAGUAACGAGGACCCCACCAACGUUAUUUUUAGUUCCUGAAGAAGCUUUUGAAGCAGUUGCAAGAACAUUUAACAUUUUGAUUAUUGAUCGAAGUAAUAUGCAGAUUUCACAGUUCUUUUUUCUAAGUUGACACCAACCAGCAUGUGGUCAGUACCAUUUCUAUGGACAGUUUUGUAGCUAGCUGGCUGGCUGGCUAGCUAUGUAGCAAGGUGACUCCUGAUUCUUAAUCCCGCUGGGAAACCUCCGAUAGGGUUGGUUGUUUUUCCAACCAGGGAAAACCCCAGACCUUUUUUACAUCACUGAACAAAUCAGAGAUGUGUGCAAUGAUUCAGAGGUCUGGAAUCAGGCUGAUGUAGAAAUACUGUGUGGAGUAGAAAUCAUCAUUGAUUUUUCCACCAGUGGAGGCUCUCUGACCUGAGGUUGAGGGAUUUUUUCCCCCUCCAAAACAGAAUUCCAGUGCAUUAUUGCUGUAAGCAUUGUUGAAGUUUGUUUCAGAAUUGUUUUCUAACCUAGCUCACAUGUUCUCUUCACUAUUUUCAUGGUUUGACAGCUUGAUCUGUCAUCACUCUUGAAGCGUGCUGUUGUCAAGGAAGACCUUUGCCACAAAAUGAUCCAUCAGCAGAAACACUUCUCCAGAUGCUAUGGUUCGUACAUCUGUUAGAGGUUCCAGAUGUUUUUGGAUGCACCUGGCAAGCCCCUUUUCUCUCCACACCCGUUGUCCAUGGCCCUACACCAUGUCCAGAAUAGGGCACCUCCCUCCUUUGUCCAGAUGUGAGGGAAAUCUUGAGGCCUGGCUGUAGAACUGUGAAGAAUAGAAAUGUUGUUCUUACAGUAUAGACCUAUUGUAUAUGUUGUCAAUCUUCAAACCUUCAUGAACUGUAGAAAGCAGUUGUACAAAACAUGUACCUCUUGACUUUGGUGAUUCCUUGAGAUAAGUAUACAAAGUACUUUAGUCUUUUGAAAUCUGUCUGUUGAACGAUCUAUUUUUUAAAACCCCUUUCAUUAUCAUUACAUUUGAUUGGUCCACCUCUGGUCCAGACUGAAAUAUCACAGCAUCUACUGGAUGGAUUAGCAUAACGUUUGCUACAGAUAUUCAAGGUUCCUUGAUGAUAAGUAAUAAUGACUUUGAUAAUUCCCUGACCUUUCUUUAGUCCAGUGCCAACUGCAGGUCAGUGUUUUCACUUGCUACAUGAACUAUCUCAGUCUACAGUACUGCAGCCCCAUUUCCAGAAAUGUUGGGAUGCUGUGUAAAUUGUAAAUAAAAACAGAACAAAAUGUUUUGAUAACCCCAAAUUCAUUUGGCAGCAGUAUAAAAAUAAGAUAUAUAAUGUUCAAAUUAAUAUAUUUUGGUUUAGAUACACCUAUUCUGAAUUUUAUGCCAUUAAAACAUUCCAGAAAUGUGGGGCAGGCACAACAAAAGACUGGAAAAGUAAAAAAAAAAAAAACACCUGGGGGAACACCUUGCACAUAAUUAGGCUAAUUGGGAACAGAUCAGUAUCAUGAUCAUGAUUAGGUAUAAAAAAAGACCAUCCCAGAGUUACUGUGUGGCAGUGUGCUGGCAUGCACAUCUGUGAAGGCACCAUUAAAGUUGAACAAUAUAUAGAGCAAGAUAUGCCAACAUCCAGACAAAGUCUUUUUCAAUGAAGGCCUUGUUUGUUUCAGCAAGACAAUGCCAAGUGUUGUUAAAAGAAGUGAUGCAACACAGGGGUAAACAUGUCCUUGUCCCAACUUUUGUGAAAUGUGUUA
This is a messenger RNA of Monopterus albus (swamp eel), 9813 nucleotides long. RefSeq names its product PMS1 homolog 1, mismatch repair system component (gene pms1). The transcript has 13 exons. The coding region runs from base 257 to 3013 and encodes 918 amino acids. Gene Ontology annotation, cellular component: MutLalpha complex. Lineage: Eukaryota; Metazoa; Chordata; Actinopteri; Synbranchiformes; Synbranchidae. The record is from RefSeq and is a predicted model, not a curated record. Gene Ontology annotation, biological process: mismatch repair. Gene Ontology annotation, molecular function: ATP-dependent DNA damage sensor activity; ATP hydrolysis activity; ATP binding.